This is a messenger RNA of Rodentolepis nana, 4791 nucleotides long. Lineage: Eukaryota; Metazoa; Platyhelminthes; Cestoda; Cyclophyllidea; Hymenolepididae. The record is from the annotation of a GenBank genome assembly.
UUCCAUGGCUCUGCUUUAACCUUCUAUGAGCCCUACGAUGUGUCUCGUUUGGAUAGGGAUCGUUGCUACCGCUUAAACGUCGACCCCGAGUUAGUUGAGAUGAAGGAAGAGGAAAUUGUCGACCCGGCCACGGGAACAGUUCGUAAGCGUGCCUUUGCGGUUGUUCUUCCUGACGCUGAUUCUUACACCACAGAGGAGAUUGAACUAGUCAAGAAGCGUCAAGGCAUCUUUGCAACCUCACGAGUAGGUGAUCAGAUCCUCGGAGUCACAAAAACCCUCUGUUUCGUCUCGAGAUACAAUUUUGGUAAUGCUUUAAAACCCCUCCUGGACUUCCUGCAUUCCAAGUGCUUUGGUCCCAAGCCACAGUCCAUUCCUCUUGAGAGAUAUUUGGCCUUUAUGCUCUGCGAGAUUCCAUUCCCCGAUUGUCGAUCACCCAAUGUCACUGUGAAUCUCGAUACCUUCCAUAUGUCACUUCAAACUCCCUACAAGAAUUGUCUCGCUAGGCAACCUUAUUCACGAAUUGGAUCUUCUGUUUUCAAAUUUAGCUCACCUGGAAACUCCUAUGCUACCAUGUUGUACCAUCUUGGACCGGAUCUCGUUCUAAAAUUGAUUGCACAGCUCUUGACCGAACAAAAACUUCUCUUUGUUUCAGUCAUGCCUGAUCUGCUUGUUGAAAUCAUUCAACAACUCACUACGCUUAUCCAUCCACUUCGCUGGGUCCUGGUCUAUAUUCCCUUAAUUCACAUGCGUUGCAUCCAUGUAAUCCAAUCACCCUCGCCAUAUCUAAUCGGCGUCGAUUCACGCUUCUUCGAAUUCUUCCAACUCCCAUCUGCUGAACCCUCAGAUAUCAGUGUAGUGGAUUUGGACACUAAACUCUUUCGACCAGCUCCCACUUCUGUCUCCUCGGGGUCUGUCUCUUGUCUUCCCAAGGGGCCCGUGAAACGUCUCCGAUCAUCACUGACUUGUCUUUAUAAACGUCUAAGGGAGAUUAAUGACAAAAUUCAGAUUGAGUUAAGCAGAAUUGGUCCCAAGGCUAAUACAAAGUACGACGGACAAAUCUCCUCUCUUGGAAAUAAUGUGCGUCAAGCCUGUUAUCAUUUCAUGACCGAAUUACUUCAAGACUAUCGUGAAUUUCUUCUUCCCGUCAUUGCAAAAGACAAAGAACUCCUUUUUGAUUCUAAAGCAUUUGCAAAAUGCGCAUCAGAUCGAGGUUCAUCAGCCUUCUACACCGCUUUAGUUGGAACCCAAUUGUGGGCCGAUUUUGUUCGAGAUCUUAACUGUAUCAGUGAACGUACUGCGGAAUUCGAAGCCUUUGAUACGGCUAUCGCUCGUCUUCGUACUUCUCGAAGUAAAGAAAAUCGAAGUAAUCGUAGAAUACUCCAAGAAGGGGGCUACGAGGGGAGUGUGGGUGGUGAAACAGGAUCCCAAGUCUCCAGCGGAUCUGGAGGCGAAUGCUCAAGUGCAGCGUCAGCCCCCUUUUCCAAUGGAAUUCCUCCCUCCCCUCAAGACAGUCUCUCUGCUGCUGAUGAUAAUUCAUUAAGUGGAAACUUCUGCAAUGAUUCUGCCUCUAGGAUUGUGCAGCUCCCUCCCCAUCUGCUUGAGUUUGAUCAACUUUGUCCUGAUCUCUCACCGAGUCUCUUCACUUGGACUAAAGAGGGUGUCUUUCCGGAGUUGGUGAAUACAUCUCUUCUUGAUGAACUCUGCUCUAGAUUAUCGAAAAAUUUCCCAUCGGGCACUUGUGACAGGGAGGAAAUGGAGCUAUUUCGACUCAUGGCAGAUAAGAAGGAUAAUGAGGAGGAUUUCAGUCCUCAACAACAUUUCAUACAGAAACCCCUCUCUUUCGUUCUUGGAAAUGGAGUUGUGGAAGCUCUUGGAGUGACUCAACUUAACAGUUUGUUAAAAAGAACUCAACAAGAGAUCACUGACAGUUUGAUCGCAGCUACUGAGCGUAAAAACAUUGGAGGACCUGCUUGGGCAGAACAUCUUCUCUCUGAAGUAUACUCCCUCUGGUUCCUUCUAUUGCCUGCCUUUCUCACUUCUUUACAACAACACCGGCAAAGCGGCAUCGACGAGGAAAGCAAUGCCGAUGGACUUUGCUUAGAAGCUCGUCAUUUCCUCCAUCAUGCUGUGUGUCUAUUCCUGCGUCUCUGGGAUACUCCUCUUCAACCUGUCGAUCAGGUCUAUGUCCGUGUUAUGAUCGCCCUUCUCUAUGAAUACGGUACAGAUGACUUGGGUGUUAUUAAUUUUUGGAGUAAGCGAUCCCUCAAUGUUCCCUCUUAUGCUAUGGCCAAUCAAUUACAGCGUGAUCUGGGUCACAAAUUGAUCUCCCUUGAUUCCACAAAAGAUGCUAUCGAAGCUCCAAUUACUCCCUCCUCAGGAGAAGCUCCGGUUCACGCACCCCAAGCGAUUUCUGGUUCCGAUCCCUCUAGCAAGGCCACGGCCUGCCAAUCUUGUGAGGGCCACUCCUUUACUAUUGGUGUCGGAGAGGAAAACCCUAGCUACUUCCCAUAUGAAGACGCUGUCGACAACUCUAGAAGUAGCGCAUUUCAACGUGCUAACAAGAGUUCCAGUGACUACAACCUCUCCAAGAGCCAGUUGAUUGAAUCAAUGGACAAGAUAUCCAUCGUCGGUAGCAGUCAUUCACGAAAACCGUCCACUGGUGCAAAUCAGGAUCAGGAACAACUUGCUUCAACUAAAAAAGGUUGGAAGUCGUUCGCUCAAGCGUCGAUGCGUAAACUGGCCUCCUUACGCGUGGAGUAUAUCAAUCCGGAGGUUAUCACUCUAGACAAUCCCUCACCAUCUCUCAAUUACCCAUCUCCUCCUCAGCAACCGAGGAGUCGAAGUGUGAGUUCAGCUGUAGCUGGUGUUAGUCGAUCUUUUGGCUACACUGGUCUCUUUGGACAUCAACUACACCAAUCCGAAAGCACUUCAGGAGGCGGCAGGGGUACUUCCACACGCCUGCCUCGCAAUAUGCUCCCUUGGGCCAUCUCCAAUCAGCCAUCACCCAGUAGCAGCACAUCUCUCAAUGGUUCUCAGACUGCUGCCAUUCCAACAGUGGCAAGCAUAGCCUAUGACAAUGAGGAUUGUGGUGAAAAGGUGAUCUCUACCAACUCUUCGUCGUUGGCCCCCUCUUCGUGGUUACAAGUGCUUCAACGUCAUCUACCAACAGCGCCUUCUACCAGCUACGUCACCUCCCCGGGACCCCCUGUUCGUAUUCGACAGGAGGGAGGGUUCGGAGGUGGUUCUCCUUUCGGAUCGGUUGGGUCGAUUGAUGAGAGCGUGAUGCCUUCUAUUACGUAUAAUCCCAUCUCAUUCCUCGACUCUUUACUUGUUGCCCUCUCCUACCAACCUCCUUCUUGGUACAAAAUCGCUGGUAGUCUUGCAGUGGGCUCGUUGGGUGAUCGAAUCUGUCCAGCUAAUCCCUUCAUUAUGGAGCUAUCCACCGCAGCCUCUCUUCGAGGCUCCAUCUCUUCUCUGACCAGACGGCGGCACCGUUCAAGGUCAUCUUCCCUUGUCGUGGCGCGUCGAGUGAGGAGUACUUUAAAACAGUCUCCCUCUGUUUCUGUCCCACUUCUCUCCCUCACAUCUGAAGACUCUUGCCAAAAACAUGCACGUUCGGAGUCCCCUCGUUCCUCCAAACCCCCUCAUCCUUCUCUUCCGAACAACAACAACGCGACUAUCGUCCGUUCAUCCGCAACCUCUACUGCAAAAGUGCAGGAACUGCGAGUAAUUUGUACUACCUGCACGCCUUGUGAAGGUUGUGGUCGUCUUCUAUACGAUGAAGAGGUGAUGGCCGAUUGGGUUGCUGCUGGAGUGGAUGCUUUCACUUGUGCCGCCUGUCAGAAAUCAGCUAUCGUUCCACGUCUGACUGUACGCACCGUGGCCAUUCUUGAGCCAAUCUCAGACUCCGCAAGUCCAAUGUCUCAUGGACUCAUCGAAAUCUCUGUCCCCUUCCUCUCCCCUCUUGUGUUGCGGCGACAACUUGAGGCUAUUCUUGGUCGAAAUGCCGAUGGAAUGGGAGCGCAAGCCUUUUCCUCCUCACAACUUCUCAGUCACCGACGUGGGAGAGUGCUGCUCUGGAAUUUGGUUUAUCUCCUCCAUCGAGUUGGCUUGCCCACCCAUCUCCUUGAUGCCUACCCUGCUUGGCUGAUGGACGCUCAAUCAGAGGCCAGACGUCUUGGUGGCAUCAGACGUGUCCUUCUUGGCGGUUCUCUCACCAUCGCGCGAGCUCUUUCGGAAGUAUCAUUGAGUCCUGAUCUACCAGUCCUUCUAGUGGUUAGGUGGGACUCUUUCCCCCGAAAAGUUUCUACUGUAUCAGGUUCCAAAGUCUCCCCCAUGCUCUAUCGAUUAUGGGACACCUCUCAUCCUUCUGGUCAUUUAAGUCCUUCGAGCAGUGUGGCAGAUUUAGCUUGCGCAGAAAAUGGUGAGGAAAGGCAGGAGUGUGCCCUGGAUGAAAUUGUUCAAUUAGCGGGUGAUUGUUUGAAAUAUGAGAAUGUCAGUGGUGCUUUAUUGGCUGUCAAAUCUAAUCGACGAUCGAAUUGGAGCAUCCUUCAUUCUGUUCAUCGUGAAUUACUCCUUCUUUACGCACGUAUCCAUGGAACUUCGUGGCAACAUCUUAACAAGUUUGAUGCCGCGUAUAUAAGCUGGCUACGUGAAGAAAUUCAAAAUGUUGGACCAGAAAUUUCACGACAGAAGGAACAGAUACAGAAAUGGCAAAAAAAUGAAGAAAUGCCUCCUUCGUCAACUGUUGUGGCUUGUAGAAGCGUUUUCAGAAACCUGUCCUUGUCUUAA